CUAUACCCUAACAUCUGAGGAAAAUGUUUCUGUUUUGGUUGUCUCUAAAUGCCCUUUGUGUAAAGAAGAUUCAAAAAUAAUUCUUCAUAACGGGUCUGGCAUGAGGAAAUAAUCUUGGGACAUUAGGAGUACAAAUAAUACCUCAUCAGAUGAUUUUCAUAAAUUUGUAAUUGCUACUGGAGAGCAAAGAAACAACUUCCCAAGGAACAGAGGAACUCCCCUCUCUCUCUGUCUCUCUGUCUCUCUGUCUCUCUCUCUCUCUCAUAUAAAUACACUUUUAAAAAACUAGAUAUAUUAUUUAAUAAAUAUAGAAAACAACUUGGUAGGGAUUGGUGGGGAGGUUCUUUCAGUCAGUGUAGACUUGCACCAGGGCAGUAAUUACAGUUUUAAGAGAGUGGGGCAUUGAGAGAUUACAUGACUGUAAUUGAGUCAUAUACUUAGUUCCAAGGUUAAUUUUGAACCCAGGUCUUGCUGACACAUAGGCAGAUUCCCUCUACCUCUGCUAUGCUACCAUGCCUAUAGUCUCAUUUCAAACUUAUCCAGUUAAAUAAGUGCAUAGCAAAGUACUAGAAUUUGGAGUCAGAGAACCUGGGUUUGUAUCCUAGGUAUAUUUCUUAUUACCUGCUUUACCUUAGACAAGUGAUAAGUUGAAUAAGUUCCAUAAUAUAUAAAAUCACAUAAAAGAGUUUGGACUGGAGGAACUUUUUUUUUUUUUGCAAAAUAAAAGUGUAGUUGAUGCUUGUAUUAAUUUCCUUCUGCAAUAUGAACUUAUCCCAGAGAUCUUUCUGCAGAGGGAAAAUUGCAAACUAGUCAGGGGGUGAAUUCAUAAACUUGAGAGGCAGCUUGUGUAGAUCCUGGAGUUCAGGAUGUCUUCACUGCCUGACAGUGACCUCCACAAUGGUAAUGCUAGAUCUGGCAGUGCCUCCUUUGUCUGUGGGGGUAUUAAUAUAAUUGGGUGAAGAAAAAGCUUAAAGACUCAGCUGUGGUUUGGUUGGAUAGUCAGGAGAUGUGUGUGGGCUUCUAUUCUUGACCUGGGCAAGACUGAAUUUCAAUAUCUAUGAAAAAAAGGGUAAUAAUUCCUGCCUCCUCCCUUAUUUUCCCAAGGGUAUUCUAGCAAUUAAAGAGAAAAUGUAUGUCUGGGAAAUUGAGCUCCUCAGGCAUAACCACUCUAGUAAUACAAUGUGGGUGGAGUUACUAUUAUGAAUAAUAAUAUACUCUGGGUUUCUUCCCUUUUUUUUUCUUUUUCAUUCCUUCUUAUUUUGGUUGGGGAACUUGAGGGGUCUUUCUCCACCCUCCCCCAGGCCUGUUGAAAUGGAGCUCUGGCUGGAAAGCCUUUCCUUGGUAAUUGUAGUAAAAUACUUGACUAGAGCCCAGACUGUUGUCAGUGAUUUCCUUUUUCUAAAGAGUUGGAGGGAGAGUAAAAUUCAAGGGCAUCAAAAAAAGAUGGAGCAAGGCUACCACACCUUUGGCUAAGGUAGCUGCUUGGAUGGUCGCCAAGACUGGAGAGGGGGAAUUUGCCACUGAUCGCUGGGGUUUCCUUGGGGAAAUUUUUGAGUUUCCUUUUGAGGAUCUGUCCCCUCUCUAGUUGGUUUCCUCUUCGCUCUUUACCGGGGAGGAAAUUUUCCCCGACUCAGCACAGUGCUUCCCUGCUCGCCAGCAUAAUUCAAGACAUAACUUUGCCUUGAUUGCAUAUGCUGUCGAGAGGAAAUUGAAAGAUUAACAAUCUCUGGGGCUGCUUUCCCUCAUGCCCCCUCCCUCCUGUUUUAAAGGGAGGAAAAAACACAAAGGAGGGGGCUCUGCUGCUCUCCCCAGCUACCACCGCCUCUCUCCGGUCUGGGCACUAGUUAACCACCCCGCUGCGAGGCAGGCAGAGCCCGACCCACCGCGCUCCAGCUGAACUCGCUCUCCCGCUGUCUGUACGCCAGGGUCCCUGCCUUUCACAUGACCUAGCCGCGUCAGGGCCUGGAGGCUCCCUCACCGCACACACCCCCCUUCUCUGGCUCGCUCCUCUCCUCUUUCCCCUCCCCCAGCCACUCGUUCUCCGGUUCAAAGUGUGUUUUUGUCUGCACGUGAGCCUUUGCCGGAGGAGGAAGAGCAGGAAAAAUCAGAAUAGGGACUCCCGGUACGUGCAAAGCCCGUGUCAAGGGUGAUUGGACAGCAGCUGCUCUCGCAUCUCCCAGGCAGCCUGGGUGUCCUGCCUGCUGGUGCCGGUGCCGGUGCCUUCCCGCGAGCUGCUUACCAGGUUGCCAGGAGAAAAGGGGGCUUACCUCUCUUCUGACCUGCUUCCCCCCACCCCCCAGCCCCAGCCCCCAGCUGUCGGGAAUAGAGACGGCUGUGGUGCACCCUGGAUGGCAGCCAGUGUCUGUGUGAGAGACCGUUAGUGGGGACAUGGGAUGUGGUAAGAUUGGAGAGAGAGGAGCAGCUCCUAGCAGAGAGCGCGCGCGGCUGCCGGUCCGAGAGAGGGAGAGGAAGGGCCAGGCCUGAAUCCUAGCAAACCACGGAUUCAGAGCAAUGGAUGCUGUCUGUUAGGCCAAGGGCCUGCUGGAUCGGGAUUUAAGGGGAUGCCGCUGCCCGUGGAUAAUUGGGUUAAAAUCUGAAGUUCCCCUGCUCCUCGGGAAGUGAGAAGCAAAAAGAUGACGGAGGGUCGCCGAUGUCAAGUCCAUCUCCUUGAUGACAGAAAGCUGGAACUGCUAGUCCAGCCCAAGCUUUUGGCCAAGGAACUGCUUGAUCUAGUGGCAUCUCACUUCAACCUGAAGGAAAAGGAAUACUUUGGAAUAGCAUUCACAGAUGAGACGGGACAUUUAAACUGGCUUCAGCUAGAUCGCAGAGUGUUGGAACAUGACUUCCCCAAAAAGUCAGGACCUGUUGUUUUGUACUUCUGUGUCAGGUUCUAUAUUGAAAGCAUUUCAUACCUGAAGGAUAAUGCCACCAUUGAGCUAUUCUUCUUGAAUGCCAAAUCUUGCAUCUAUAAGGAACUUAUUGAGGUUGAUAGUGAAGUGGUAUUUGAAUUAGCUUCCUAUAUUUUGCAGGAGGCAAAGGGAGAUUUUUCCAGCAAUGAAAUUGUAAGGAGUGAUUUGAAGAAACUGCCAGCGCUUCCCACCCAAGCACUGAAGGAGCAUCCAUCCCUGGCUUACUGUGAGGACAGAGUAAUAGAACACUACAAGAAGUUGAAUGGUCAAACCAGAGGCCAAGCAAUUGUAAACUACAUGAGCAUUGUAGAGUCUCUCCCUACCUAUGGAGUACAUUAUUAUGCAGUAAAGGAUAAGCAGGGAAUUCCAUGGUGGUUAGGACUCAGCUACAAAGGAAUUUUCCAAUAUGAUUAUCAUGAUAAAGUGAAGCCAAGGAAGAUAUUCCAAUGGAGACAGUUAGAGAAUCUGUACUUCAGAGAGAAGAAAUUUUCGGUGGAAGUUCAUGAUCCACGCAGGGCCUCGGUGACUAGGAGGACGUUUGGUCACAGUGGCAUUGCAGUGCAUACGUGGUAUGCAUGUCCAGCAUUAAUCAAGUCCAUAUGGGCUAUGGCCAUUAGCCAACACCAGUUCUACCUGGACAGAAAGCAGAGUAAGUCCAAAAUCCAUGCUGCAAGAAGCCUGAGUGAGAUUGCUAUUGACCUGACUGAAACAGGAACACUGAAGACUUCAAAGUUAGCCAACAUGGGUAGCAAAGGCAAAAUUAUCAGUGGCAGCAGUGGGAGUCUCCUUUCAUCAGGUUCCCAGGAGUCGGAUAGCUCUCAGUCUGCCAAGAAGGACAUGCUGGCUGCACUAAAAUCUAGGCAGGAAGCUCUGGAGGAGACGCUCCGCCAACGACUGGAAGAGCUAAAGAAACUAUGUCUUCGAGAAGCGGAGCUUACAGGGAAACUGCCAAGAGAAUAUCCCUUGGAUCCAGGGGAGGAACCACCCAUUGUUCGGAGAAGAAUAGGUACUGCCUUCAAACUGGAUGAACAGAAAAUACUGCCCAAAGGAGAGGAAGCUGAAUUGGAGCGCCUAGAGCGGGAGUUUGCCAUUCAGUCCCAGAUUACAGAAGCCGCCCGCCGCCUGGCCAGUGACCCCAACGUCAGCAAGAAGCUGAAGAAACAAAGGAAAACCUCUUACCUUAAUGCACUCAAGAAGCUGCAAGAAAUUGAAAAUGCAAUCAAUGACAACCGCAUCAAGUCUGGGAAGAAACCCACUCAGCGGGCUUCACUGAUAAUAGAUGAUGGAAAUAUUGCCAGUGAAGACAGCUCCCUCUCUGAUGCUCUUGUUCUUGAGGAUGAAGAUUCUCAGGUUACCAGCACAAUUUCCCCUUUACAGUCCCCUCACAAAGGGCUCCCCCCUCGACCACCAUCGCACAACCGCCCCCCUCCUCCCCAAUCCCUGGAGGGACUAAGGCAGAUGCACUAUCACCGGAAUGACUAUGACAAGUCACCCAUCAAGCCCAAAAUGUGGAGUGAGUCUUCUUUGGAUGAACCUUAUGAGAAGGUAAAGAAGCGCUCCUCGCACAGCCAUUCCAGUAGCCACAAGAGGUUUCCCAGCACAGGUAGCUGUGCAGAAGCUGGAGGAAGCAAUUCUCUACAAAAUAGUCCCAUCCGAGGCCUCCCUCACUGGAACUCCCAGUCCAGCAUGCCAUCUACACCAGAUCUACGGGUCCGGAGCCCUCACUAUGUUCAUUCCACUAGGUCAGUUGACAUCAGCCCAACCAGACUGCACAGCUUAGCACUGCACUUUAGGCACCGGAGUUCCAGCUUGGAAUCACAGGGCAAGCUCCUGGGGUCAGAGAAUGACACGGGUAGCCCUGACUUCUACACCCCAAGGACUCGUAGCAGCAACGGCUCGGAUCCCAUGGACGACUGCUCCUCUUGUACCAGCCACUCGAGCUCUGAGCACUACUACCCAGCCCAGAUGAACCCCAACUACUCCACUCUCGCCGAAGACUCCCCUUCGAAGGCGAGGGAGAGGCAGCGGCAGCGACACAAAUCGGCCGGGAACCUGGUCUCUUCCAAUUCAGGGAGCAUGCCCAACCUGGCGGCCCGGAAUGGCACAGGCCACCACGGGGUCUACCUCCACAGCCAGAGCCAGCCUUCGUCUCAGUACCGCAUCAAGGAGUACCCGCUGUACAUUGAGGGGAGCUCCACCCCGGUGGUAGUGCGCAGCCUGGAGAAUGACCAGGAGGGACACUACAGCGUAAAAGCACAAUUUAAGACGUCCAACUCCUAUACUGCGGGAGGCAUGUUCAAAGAGAACUGGCACGGGGACGAGGGGGACUCGGUCCGGCUGACCCCCUCCCGUUCCCAGAUCAUACGGACUCCGUCGCUGGGCCGAGAGGGCCACCAUGAGAAAAGCUCCGGCCGGACGGUUGUCUCGGAUGAGCUGCGACUGUGGUACCAGCGCUCGACUGCCUCCCACAAGGAGCACAGCCGCCUGUCGCACACCAGCUCCACCUCCUCAGAUAGCGGCUCCCAAUAUAGUACAUCAUCUCAGAGUACCUUUGUGGCCCACAGCCGGGUAACGAGAAUGCCUCAGAUGUGCAAAGCCACGUCAGCUGCCUUACCUCACAGCCAGAGAAGCUCAACACCUUCCAGUGAAAUUGGAGCUACUCCCCCAAGUAGUCCACACCACAUCCUAACUUGGCAAUCCGGGAGUUACAAUGAUAGCUGUUUCCUGGAUUCUUCCCUCUAUCCAGAACUAGCCGAUGUCCAGUGGUAUGGACAGGACAAAGCCAAGCCCGGGACUCUGGUGUGAAUGAGCUGGGCCCCAAUUUCUCAAUGCCAUUCUGAGAUCACCUCACUGCCUCUCAUUUGCCUUACCCAGACGCACGGUCACCCUGCACCAGCUUCAGCUCUUAGCACUUUUUUCCUCCCCUCUCCUCAUCCCCUCGCCCUCAAAACCUGACUGAGGAGACAUUUUGGAAGGUUCCGGUCCCACUGUGUGUCCUAUGGCUCUCCUGCCCACAGAGAGUCAUGCAGAUCCUUAAGAAGCAUCCCUGGUGACUGCCUCCAGCCCUCCAAUCACAGAUUCCCCCAGGCCAGGGACAAUCAAGAGUUGACAUCGAGGUCCAUGUCACUAACGGAUAUUUGGGGGUGGGUGUGACAGAGGGACAACCCUGGAGAUAGAACUAAGGGAAGUACGACUCUUCUGUGACCCAGAAAGAAUGUGUCCAUCCUGCCACCUCUAGGCUAAUGAAGCACUUCCAGAAGAGGAUAUCGGAUGUGGGUAGUCACAGUUUAUACUCGAAGUAUUUUUUUUUAACACAACAGUUUGGGGGGAAUGAAAAAGGAAGCCUGUCACUUUAGAGCUGCAUCAGAGGAUCACAAUCAGUUCUAUGCUGCCAAAGAUUAAAAUAAAAAUAACAAAACAACGAAAAAGAAAGGCCAAGAGAUGGAGGGCAUUCUGCUUUGUAAGCUCCUUUCACGUUCUCAAUCACUCCCAGAAGUGAGCGUCUCUCCCUGCCUGCCUGCCUGCCUGCCUGCCUGCCUCCCUUAACCUCUAUUGCCCCUUCAGCAUAAAGUCUGGAAAACCACGCUAGUGCGAUGGAUGGGAAAGACCCCGUAGUCUUGGAGAGCGUUAUUGACCCAAAGUCCGCCGUAAUCUGGACAUAUGGGAAAAUAUGUGGGGAGGGAUAGCACGAGAGGCUUAAGUACUGUUGAUCCUGGCUGCACAAGCAGAGGACAAGACAGGUAGUCGCUUUAUGUUCAUGGUUGUGGUCAAGCAGUCUUUCAUGGAAACAACCCAUACAAAUCACAUCCUCUUUUAUGCACAGGGUGUUUCGUUUUAUUUUUUGUGAGAAACCAAGGAUUAAAAGCACAUUGUGAUCCAUCCAAGUGGUAAAGCUCCAUUAGCAUUUGUCAUAGGUCUUUUCAUGUUUAUUUAGCACUUGUGUAGCAAAGGGCUCCGAUGAUCUCAAAGCUCUCAGCACCCAGUUAGCUCCUUGACGCGUCGCUAACUUAAAUAAGCCAACUAUGCUCGAAAACUCUAAGGUUUUCACCAGGGUGUCUACUAGCCAGCAGACGUGGCAGAGCUUUUUGAAAAAUCACCUCCCCAAGGGACAAUACCACCAAAAACUUUAUCAAUAACCUUAAUGCAUAGAUUUGUCUACAGAUGCCCAAAAUGGAUGAAGGGGGAAAAAAAGAAGGGUUAAGAUUUAAAGGGGCUGCAAGUUUACAUGUAUUAUGAGCAAUGCUUUUUACCUGUCUAGAAAGCCAUCAAUCUUCAAAGGCCUCGAAAGUACUUUUGUAUUAGCGAACAAGUGCACAAUCUCCACUGGGUUAUUUACGCCUGCACAAAUAAGGUUUCCACAUCGGUGCUGGGCUGGGUUUAUUGCCACAAGUGGGGUUGGGAAGGUGAGGGAGCAGGAGACUUUUUUCCACUUGUUCUGUGCAGAUAAUGAGUUUCUAUUGGAAAGGCAUUAAACAGCCAGGGGGUGGGUGGGUGGGAUUGGGAGUAUUUUGUGGAAAAGCAAAACUGAAGUUAGCUUUAGAAUAAAACCUUUUUUUAAAAAAAAAAAGAAAAAAGAAAUUAAAAAUAGAUAAUCCUUUGUUUAUGUGUGUGUGAUCCAAGAAUAACAAUAGACUACCAGACCAGGAGGAUAAGAACCAAAAUAGUAAAACGAGAAAGAAAAUGAUUUAUUGUGGAACAAUUGAAUAUAGCUCAGGCAGCAAGUCUAGUGGAGCAGUUGGGGAGAAAAGUCAGAACCCAGGCCUGGGAGGAAAGAUGAGACUCUGGGCAAUUUCUCAAACACUUCUGUAACGUACUGUGUGUGUGAUUUCCCUCUCCUUAGUGAUGAGGUCAGGAAAACCAAUUGGCAAGAAAACAAAAUUGGAUUACAGACUGGAGACAUAGAGGCCAGUGUAAAUGCUGGUCAGUUUUUUGUUAUCCCAUAUUUUUAUCAACCUAUGAAGUGUAAUUAUUUUUAUAAACAUUUUUCUUUUUCUUCCUUGUCCCCAUCCAUUAACUACUGUUACACUGUUAGGUUUCACAUACACACACACACACACACACACACACCUUAAAAAUUAGGCAGGGCCAAAAUCAGGCUGAACAGAAAUUCUCUAUGAGCUGGUUGGGCAUGGGCAAUAAGGGACAAAAGACUAAGUAAGAAUGGGAUAAGGAGACAACAACUACAUACGCUACUUUUAUACAAAGCUUAGUCUAAACUUUACACUCAAAAGUGAAUAUAGUCAAGAAUUGAAAAUUUAGACAGAUUUUAGUCACAAAAGGGAUGAGAGGAAAAAUUUAUUCCUAAAACAUCAAUUGGGGAUUUUUUUUUUUUGGAUGAAGAAAGGGAAGAAAGACAAGGAAGGGGACUAGCAGGCAGAUUUCAUGCCUGUCUGGUAGUGAAGAUGAGAGAUUAAGUAAAACAGGUUUUACUGUUUAGCUGCAUUCAAUUCAUACAAAUGUACAUAAAUGUUAGUCAUUUGAGAUGAACAUGUUUAAACAUCUUACGAUGGGAGACAUUAUAGCUAUUGUAUACAAGCACUUGCAAACUUCUUACAAAACCUAUUUGUUUAAAAAAGAAUAAAAUGAAAUAUUAAGCCCCUGGUCUGAUCUAAAGCCACUAUUGCAUUCUUUGGAUACAUGUAUGAAAUUUCCUGUUUAGCCAGAAAACUGGUGUUCCCAGAUACACCAGAUUAUAUUGUGAGGCAGGUUGAUUUUUUAAAAGUCUAUUAUAUGCAGUUGAGUGUUGAAAAUGUUAAAGAAAAAACCCAAUUUGUUUUCAUUCAGUAUUAGUUUAGUUCAAAACAUAGCAAACUCCAUCCAGGUGCUACCAGAUGACCAGUUACUGCUUAGUUAACUAGGUGUAAAGUUUUACAUAUACAUUAAUGUCAAUAGUUUUAUUACAAGUUGUGUAAAAUGGACUCUAGUUUAAAAAAUGGGGAGAAGAUUAGGUUGCUCCUGAAACUGACUGUAGAGCAUGUAAAAUGAUUUUACUGGAUUCUGUUUGACUGUAAUCAAUUUAAAAAGAUGUAUGUUGUAGAAAAAGUUGCAGAAUUUAAAAAGAAAAAUCUGCUUUUAAUUUAUUCUUUUUGUAUUAAGAAUUUGUAUAGUACCUUUACAUUUUGCAAAACAGUGUUGUCAACACUUAUUAAAGCAUUUUCAAAGUGAAA
Molecule: messenger RNA, 9076 nt
Organism: Monodelphis domestica (gray short-tailed opossum)
Lineage: Eukaryota; Metazoa; Chordata; Mammalia; Didelphimorphia; Didelphidae
Gene: FRMD4A
Product: FERM domain containing 4A
Biological process (GO): establishment of epithelial cell polarity
Cellular component (GO): cytoskeleton; adherens junction; bicellular tight junction
Source: RefSeq, a predicted model, not a curated record